Molecule: messenger RNA, 5036 nt
Organism: Cyprinodon tularosa
Lineage: Eukaryota; Metazoa; Chordata; Actinopteri; Cyprinodontiformes; Cyprinodontidae
Product: AFG3-like protein 1
Exons: 16
Coding region: 32-2356 (774 amino acids)
Biological process (GO): protein-containing complex assembly; mitochondrial protein processing
Cellular component (GO): m-AAA complex; membrane
Molecular function (GO): ATP binding; metalloendopeptidase activity; ATP hydrolysis activity
Source: RefSeq, a predicted model, not a curated record
CCACUGCGCGUCUCUGGACAGAUGGCUACAGAUGUAUGAGACCAGGAUCCAUAUUCCUAUUUCUGUCACACUGAUGGGAUUCCUCUUACUCAGCAUGCGUCCUCUAUGGAACCUCCGGAUUUUUAAAGGAAACUUUUCCACAGUUUAUUUUUAUUUUCGCUCCAGAAAUGCUUGGAUGGCAUCGCUCAUUGGAAGAAGAUGUGGAGGACUGCCUCACAACAGUUUUUCACGGUUAUUGAGCUCAAACAGGCUUCCAAAAGAUACAAGAAAGAGGGAUCAAAUUUCACUUCGAAGCCAAAAACAGGAAGGAAAUGAUGGCAGAGGUGAAAAAGGAGGAGGUAAAAAGGAAUCCCAGUGGUGGACACGUUUUAAGAAAGAUUUUCCCUUAGAUGAAAGGACUGUGCAGAACAUUGCACUAGGUGCAGCAGGUAUGACCACAGCGUUUCUAUACUUCCACUUCAGGGAGACCGGAGUCCAGAUCUCCUGGAUGGAUUUUGUGCAUCGGUUCUUGAGCAAAGGCUUGGUUGGGCGCGUAGAGGUAGUCAAUAAACAGUAUGUCAAAGUGUUUCCUGCUGAUGGAGUGAACUCCUCAGAAGUGAAUUAUUUGUGGUUCAACAUUGGUAGUGUGGCUUCAUUUGAACAUAAGCUGGACAUGGUUCAGGAGGAAAUGGGUCUGGACUCCACACAAAAAAUACCUGUACUCUACACCAGUGAAAGUGACGGGUCAAUAGUUUUAAGUGUCCUCCCAACUUUAUUCCUGGUUGGCUUCUUACUUUUUGCAACCCGACAAGGGCCCAUGGCAGGAGCACAUGGCAGCAGUUUAAAAGGAAAUCCAUUUUGGAUGAAUGCAUCAAAAGCCAAGAUAGUUAAAGAAACUGGAACUGUUCACUUUAAGGAUGUAGCAGGCUGUGAAGAGGCCAAACUAGAGAUCUUGGAGUUAGUAAACUUUCUUAAGAACCCAGAUCAGUACCAUGACUUGGGAGCUAAGAUCCCAAAGGGUGCACUGUUAUCAGGAGCCCCUGGAACUGGAAAAACGUUGCUAGCAAAAGCCACUGCAGGGGAGGCCAAUGUCCCCUUCAUCACAGUCAAUGGCUCCGAAUUUCAAGAAGUUUUUGUAGGGAUGGGCCCUGCAAGAAUAAGAGAUGUGUUUGCCACGGCUCGCAAAAUGGCCCCCUGCAUAGUUUUUAUCGAUGAGAUUGAUGCAGUUGGCAGGAAGAGAGGCAGAGAGGGCUUUGGCUGGCAGAACGAGCAGGAAAACACUCUGAACCAACUGCUUGUGGAAAUGGAUGGAUUCAACAGCAACACUAACAUCGUGGUGUUAGGCGGCACAAAUCGAGCUGAUAUCCUGGAUCCGGCUCUUAUGAGACCGGGGCGCUUUGAUCGACAUAUUCAUUUGGGCCUGCCAGAUAUUAAAGGCAGAGCAUCCAUUUUCAAAGUGCAUCUGAGACCUUUGAAGUUGGGGCCUGGUUUAAAUUUAGAAGAUUUGUCUAGGAAGCUGGCUUUACAGACCACAGGUCUCAAUGGGGCUGAAAUCGCCAAUGUUUGUAAUGAAGCUGCACUGAGAGCUGCUCGCCACCUCAGCCAGGACAUCAGUGCUCAACACUUUGAACAGGCUGUUGAGAGAGUCAUUGGAGGUUUGGAGAAAAACGCUCAGCCGAUUCAGCUUCUAGAAAAGACAACUGUGGCGUAUCACAAGGCAGGUCAUGCCGUAGCAGGAUGGUUCUUUGAGCAUGCAGAACCACUGUUUAAGGUAUCCAUUACCCCUCAUGGGAGAGGUCUGGGUUAUGCACAGUAUCGAGGUAAAGAGGUGCACCUGCUGAGCCAGGAUCAGCUGUUUGACAGGAUGUGCAUGAUGUUAGGAGGUCGAGUGGCUGAGCAGGUCUUUUUCCGACAAACCACUACUGGAGCCCAUGAGGACCUCAGGAAAGUCACACAGACAGCGUAUGAGCAAGUUGUACAGUUUGGAAUGAACAAGGCUGUUGGCCUGGUUUCAUUUGACCUCCACCUUCAGCCAAAUGCUUUCCAAGAGAAGCCCUACAGCGAAUCUGCAGCGCAACUCAUUGAUCAGGAGGUCCGAACACUGGUUGAUGUCGCCUUCAAGCGAACAUUUCAGCUUGUUGUAGACAAAAAGGAGAUGGUUGAAAAGGUGGCAAAGCGUCUUCUUGAAAAGGAGAUGCUAAACAUAGUUGACAUGGUUGAGCUUCUAGGACCUCGACCCUUUCAGGAGAAGAGCUCGUAUGAGGAGUUUGGUGAAGAGCUGCACUUUGAAGAGGAAAAUUUACUACCUGAAGGACCAAAGGAGGGGCAGAGAAGUGAAGAGAACAAUAAACAAAGCAAAUCAGCUCUUUAUCUGUAGAUAGGGAUGUGCAGAUUGUUUUGUGCUUCAUUCACAAAUGAACAGUAUCCUGCAAAAAUAUUUGUAUCCAUAUUUCAACCUCAAGCUUUGCUUUUUAGAUUACUCAUGUAGUCCAGACAAAAUAUGAGCUAAAUAUGAGGUGGAAGAAGAGGGAUCCACAUGCAUUUUGUACAAAUCGUAUGUAAAAAUAGGUUGGUGAUUAUAUGCAUUCAGCAAAGUCCAAACUUUGUAUAACUACCCAUAGCACACCUAGAGACAGGUAUAUUUGCCCUGUAUGUAGGAUAUCUCAAGCUCAGCCAAGAACACACAUAUAGAUGGCUAAAUUGAAAUUGGUUUGACUUUGACCAGGCCAUUCUCACACAUGAAUCUUCCUAGAUCUAAACUUUUCCAUUUUAAUUCUAGUUCCUGGAUCCUCCACCGAAACUUCCAGCCUUUGCAUCCUCCAACAGUUUUCUUUCCAGGAAUGCUCUGCGUUCAGCUUUUAUUUUGGUUGAUUUUUUGCUGGAAAUUUGUCCUUGAAAUACCAAAUUUUAAAAGAUUUCUUUCAAUUAUUUGUUCCAUUAUGUUUAUAAAACUCCAGAUGUACGUCUUCUGCAUGUUUUAAAUCAAUAACUGUUUUAGAUUAUGUUUUUUUAAUUCAUGCAUGGAGAUUAUUUCUUAUUAACUAACUUAAUGUUUCUCAGUGACAUUAAUCCAAUAUUAAUAUUUCUGUCAAGGUGCAGAAUUGAUAUGUUAAAAAAAGUGUUUCAAUUUGUUAUUACAUCAGUCAAAAUUACACUUUUUUGUAAUAUUUCUAAAUCUGAUGACAUGUACAAAGGGUAGGACAAACAUACUGAUUUGUUUUGUAUGAGGCUACUGAGGCUAGCACACCUUUUUAUGUCUCUGUGGAGCAAUAUUGAUAAUUGCAGGGUUAGUUUUUAAUAUUCCUAAAAAGUUAGAAUGCAUUAUUGCAAAUAUCCUUAUGAUCUAAACAAUUUUAAUUCACCUUGUGAGUGAAUCUGUUGCAGAAACCUUAUAAACUUUAAAUCGUCUGAGCAUCAUUACUGAGUUAAUAAAUGUAACUUCAACAAGUAUAGCAUACAGAAUAAAAAACAGACAAGAAAACAUACAAGGAGCCAUACUUUAUUGAAUCUUCAACCAUCCUAAAGCUUCACCUUAUCCAGUGUGUCACGGCAUUCUGAAUUAUUAACACUCCUUCUAAAAGGAGCCCAUACAUUUUACAAACUAAGCGUUAUGUUACCCAUUCACAGGCAGUAAAGAAUUAACUGUAUCAUAAAAAAAAAUGUUGGCACUUUCUAACCAGGUAUUUGUUGUUUUGCUUCUUUUGGCAUCCACACAAAUCAGGCUGAAAUUUGCCAUGGAUUUAUUUUAAUUUCAAGUAAUCACUGUCACGGGCGUCUGCAUACUGCAGCUGUAGCAGCCCAAAAAUUUGUGUUUUGGCUGGUGGUGGUGGGGUGUCUUAAAAAAGGUAAAGAAAAUGUGAGUAUGGAAAGAAUUAUUGCAUGUUACUGCUUGGUGUCUUUGUUGCUGCAACGAACAACAAUCCUGCAGGGGGCGCCUAGGUGUACAAUUUAGAGAGAGAAGUGCAACUGUUUUUCAUUCAGGCAUUUUGCAUCACAGCACACAUUUCACUAAAAGAUAGAGAUUCACCUCACACAUCCUCUGUUAAGGCUACCAUUGUUUACUUUAGAUGCAGCAAAAAAUGCAUGAUGAAUUUAUAAGAAACACAGUAAAUCUCAGUCAGCAUCAGUGGGAUGUUUUCAUUUUUCUUUCUGCUAAUGUCUCAAGGUCUGCCAUCACUGUGGCUUUAACCUUUAUGGCCAAUCUAAUUAUACUGGCCCACCCUGAGGUGUUGUAAGGAAAAAGGCGCCAAUACACUGUUAACCCCAUACCCUGUCUGUUUCAUCUGGAAGACCAGUGUAGGAAAAAAACAAUCCUUCUCCUAUAAAAACAUGAUGGCUGCAAAGGUUUGCUCGUAUUAGUGUGAGAAGAGAGUAGGAACAGUGAGAAUAUUGGACAUCAUCAUUAUCUUUAAAGUAGAGAGCAGAGUUUCCAGAGCUGAGCCUCGACAGAUGAGCACUGUUAGACAUCGGCUGAGCGUACAGUGGCAGUUUGAGACGUCUUGGUGGUUUGGUUUCACCACUGUGUCUUUCCAACAGGCUCUGGGCGGUCUCUCUCCUUCUUGUUCCAUGUUGGGGUUUACGGGUGCUUUGUCCUCUCUAGCUUAAUUAAGGGCUCUGCUGUGUCUGAGUCACUGUGAUGCUUUCUCUCACGAGGAAGCUCCACUUUACUGCACCGCGUCCAUGACGGGGAGCGCAUGUAGCCACCCCUGGGCAGCACAGGCUGGUGGGAACCUGGGGACCAGAGACAACACUGGUUAAAACAGAUGGAUAUUUUCUUUGUUUUUGCUGGUUCUUUAAGGAUAAAAGCACAGAAAUGACAAUUCUCUGGUAUAAUUUAUAGAAACUAUACUGGAGAAAGUUUAAGUGUUACGUUUAUCAUUUUAAUUACACUGGCAAUUAUAUGAGGAGCUCAACACAGGAUGAAACGGAAUCUUUAUAGCAUACUUUACACUAAAACUUGCUCUUCCAUACAAAAUAACCUUCAUGAAAUAAAUGCUUCUUGACAUUUAUUGUUAUUUACUGACUAUAUAUAGAGCAUACUUGUGAGAUGGAGGCAC